This is a messenger RNA of Triticum urartu, 2034 nucleotides long. The record is from RefSeq and is a predicted model, not a curated record. NCBI's taxonomy places the organism in Eukaryota, Viridiplantae, Streptophyta, Magnoliopsida, Poales, Poaceae.
CUCGCCGUUGGGUGGGACCAUUAGUUCAGGACUUGCGCCGUUUCCGCCCCCUGGGUUAACAGAGCAGCGCCGCCGGCCGCCGCUCCCUCACCCCCUCCACCUGCAUACCUAGAGCCGCUAUUUCUUCCUCCCUCUGCGCGCGCGCAGGAUCGACGACGAUGGCGGGGGAGGCAGGAAGGAGGAAACGCGCGGCGGUGGUUGUGCUGGGCGACAUCGGCCGCAGUCCCCGGAUGCAGUACCACUCCCUCUCCCUCGCCAGCCAGGCUGGUUUGGAAGUGGACAUUGUUGCAAACGGAUGAAGUGAUCCCCAUUUAUCACUGAGAGAGAACCCGUCAAUUCACAUCCAUGAGAUGAAACCAGUGCAGUUAUCAGGAGUUUCAAAGAUAUCUGGGGCCCUGGCACUGCUACUUAAAGCUGCCAUCCAGUUUAUCAUGCUGAUUUGGUUUCUCUGCUUUAAGAUUCCUCGCCUUGAUGUCUUCAUUGUUCAGAAUCCACCCUCCGUUCCAACAUUGGCUGCUGUAAAACUGGUUAGCUGGCUAAGAGGUGCUAAAUUUAUUGUGGAUUGGCAUAACUUUGGAUAUACUUUGCUUGGGUUGUCUCAUGGCAGAAGUCAUGUAAUAGUCAAAAUCUAUUUCUGGUUCGAGAAGCACUUUGGGCGGAUGACUGAUGGUGCCUUUUGUGUUACGAAAGCAAUGCAACAUGAGCUUUCUCAAAAUUGGGGAAUCAAAGCAACAGUUCUUUAUGAUCAUUCUCCUGAAUUUUUCCAUCCUGCUUCCUUGGCGCAGAAACAUGAGUUGUUCUGCAGGUUGGGUAGUUCCAUUUGUAGUGCUAUGGGCAGUGCUGAUUGCAUCUCUGUUGGAAAAGAAGUGGAAGACAAGAGCACUACUGUACUUACUAGCAAGAUUGAUGGAGUUUCUUUGAAGCCUAAUAGACCUGCGCUUGUUGUGAGCAGCACAAGCUGGACACCAGAUGAAGAUUUCAGUAUACUUCUGGAAGCAGCACUGAUGUAUGAUAGACGUGUUGCUGCAACAUUAGGUGAAGAGGAUUCAAUGGAUGAGGGGAAGCUUUGGAUUGAUAUCAAGAACGGGAAGCAAUUUGAUUACCCAAGAUUGCUUUUUAUUAUCACAGGUAAAGGGCCUGAUAGAAAGAAAUAUGAGGAACAAAUAAAAAGGCUAAAACUGAGACGUGUUGCCUUCCGGACUAUGUGGCUUGCAUCGGAGGACUAUCCUCUAUUGCUAGGAUCAGCUGAUCUAGGCGUAUCGUUGCAUACAUCCUCGUCGGGGCUUGAUCUACCUAUGAAGGUGGUUGAUAUGUUUGGAUGUGGAUUACCAGUUUGUGCUGCUUCAUUCUCCUGCAUCGAGGAGCUUGUGAAAGUAAACAGAAAUGGACUUCUUUUCUCAACAUCUUCGGAGCUUGCAGACGAACUUAUGAUGCUCUUUAAGGGAUUUCCAGAGGAAUGUGACACCUUGAAAUCUCUGAAAGAUGGUGCCUUGAGUACAGGGUCAUCUUCCAAAUGGUCAACAGAAUGGGAAACUAAUGCACUUCCUUUGGUGAAGCAGGUGAUUGGCUAAAACACCACAAUAAUAUUGAUCAGAUGGGCAGAAGGAUGGUUUUGUUGCCGGCCUGAAUAUCUGCCAAUUCCAUAGUUUAUAGGUGUAUUUAUUGUACACUUGAGUGACCAGAUGUACAUUUGAUGGUUGAGGAGAAAACAUGUGCAUAUAUCAGUUUACUCACUCGCCCCAGUUGCUUCUUCGUUCAGUUGCCACCCAAGGGCAUAGAUAGGUGUUCGUCGUAGCAGAACCUACCACCAAUACCCUCAGGGACCUCUACCCAACCAACUCCAACUGUCUAAAUGAGAAGGUGUUGAGCAUAUGUCCAAGUUGUUUCAGCAUGUAUAGCUACUGAUCCAUUAGAGUUUAGCGGCAGUUUUUGUUGUUGUUGUUGUUGUUGUUGUUGUUGUUGUUGUUGUAAGGAUCCUGAAUUGUGUGUCCAGUUACAUAACAAAAACAAGGCACUGACAAGCAUACUGUGACA